UAUAGAUGGAGCAGGAGAUAGAGAACAUAGAAUCUCAAACUUCCUACAUAACAACAUUACAAGGCGAAGCACCUGACAUCUCUUGCAAGGGGAAUCCCUCCGUAACUCUAAAGUUCCGCGAUGUUACUUACAAAAUUAAGAGCAGAAAGGGGGGAUUUCUGAAGAGCAAAAUAGAAGAGAAAGUAGUUCUGAAUGGAGUGGCAGGAAUGGUUAAACCUGGUGAAAUUCUUGCCAUGUUAGGUCCCUCUGGGAGUGGCAAAACUACUUUGCUAGCAGCAUUGGGAGGCAAGCUUGGUGGGAAACUCUAUGGAAGCAUAACAUAUAAUGGCAAAGGCUUCUCAAAUGCAAUGAAGAGGAAAACAGGUUUUGUGACACAAGCUGAUAUUCUCUAUCCCCACUUGACUGUGACUGAAACUCUAGUGUUCACAGCCUUUCUCAGAUUGCCAAGCAGUUUAUCCAAAAAGGAGAAAAUUCAGCAUGCAAAAGCUGUGAUGGCUCAACUUGGUUUAACCAAGUGCAAGGACAGCAUCAUUGGAAGCCCAGUUCUUAGAGGUGUUUCUGGUGGGGAGAAAAAAAGGGUUAGUAUUGGACAAGAAAUUCUCAUAAACCCAAGCUUGCUAUUUCUGGAUGAGCCAACCUCUGGCCUAGACUCAACAACAGCUCAAAGAAUUGUCUCAAUUUUGUGGGAACUAGCAAAUGGAGGGAGAACCGUUGUCAUGACCAUACAUCAACCUUCAAGUAGGAUUUACUGCAUGUUUCACAGGGUGUUACUGCUUUCAGAAGGAAACCUACUAUAUUAUGGAAAUGGAUCUCAAGCUAUGGAAUAUUUUACUAAUAUUGGAUUUGCCCCUACCAUGCCAUUCAACCCCUCAGAUUUCCUUUUGGAUCUUGCAAAUGGUGUCUACACUGGUCAAUCGAAUGAGGACAAUGCCUUAAAUAAGAACAAAUUGAUUUCUGCAUAUAGGAACUACUUUGAUGUCAAAUUUAAGCCAGUGAUACAAGAAAUUCCAGACUACGAUAAAACUCAGGGUAGAUUUGAAAGCAAUAAAUUUGGGGAAUGGCCUACCAGUUGGUCAAAUCAGUUUCUUGUACUGCUAAAAAGAGAUGUCAAAGAGAGAAAAUAUGCAUCAUUUUCUGGCCUGAGGGUUUGUCAGGUUCUUCUGGUUGCUCUUAUUACAGCGUUACUAUGGUAUAAGUGUGAUGUUUCACGCUUGCAGGAUCAGAUUGGAAUUCUAUUCUUCCUUACUAGCUUUUGGGGUAGCAUGCCUCUUUAUCAAGCAAUAUUCACUUUCCCCCAAGAGCUAAUGAUCCUUGAGAAGGAACGAUCCUCUGGAAUGUACAAGCUCUCAUCAUACUUCAUUUCAAGGAUGGUUGCUGACCUUCCAAUGGAGCUCGUGCUUCCUACCAUAUUCAUCACCAUAAUCUAUUGGGUGGUAGGGUUGAAAAACAAUGUGGUAAAUUUCUUAUGCACACUUGUCAUUAUUGUACUCGAUGUGUUGGUUUCACAAGGACUAGGCCUUGCCAUUGGUGCUAUUGUAAUGGACCAGAAAUCCGCAACCACACUGGCCUCAGUGAUUAUGCUAACUUCUAUUUUGGUUAGUGGAUACUAUAUUCAACAUAUGCCAAAAUUUGUAUCAUGGCUCAAGUACUUCUCCAUUAACUACUACAUAUACCAUCUCCUGAUGGGGUCUCAAUAUAGCUCAAGUGACACAUACCCAUGUUCUCAUGGAAAGUGUUUGGUUGCAGAAUAUCCUUUGAUAGAACAAAAGGGGUUACAUUUUCAAGGGAAACUCACGGCUGCAUCGGCUCUAUUCAUAAUGCUUAUAGGAUACAGAUUAGUGGCUUAUUUGGCUCUCAUGAAAAUUGGGAACACAAAGAAAAUGCGAUAAGAGUCUUUAGUUCUAAUCCAGUUU
Vigna radiata var. radiata (mung bean) is the source of this 1913-nucleotide messenger RNA. Its product is annotated as ABC transporter G family member 9-like. The record is from RefSeq and is a predicted model, not a curated record. Gene Ontology annotation, molecular function: ATP binding; ATP hydrolysis activity; ABC-type transporter activity. Gene Ontology annotation, cellular component: membrane. NCBI's taxonomy places the organism in Eukaryota, Viridiplantae, Streptophyta, Magnoliopsida, Fabales, Fabaceae. The transcript has 4 exons. Bases 6 to 1889 code for a protein of 627 amino acids.